AAAGGUAAUUGAAACCAAUCCUAAGCUCUUUUUAUCUCCGCCCUAAAGGAAUAAAGCAAUUAAAGUAAACCCAACCUAAAUCAAGGUUAAAGAGAGGGAUUCAUGGCUAGAUCUUACCAGAAAAAUCGAGAAGCUCUCCACCGGUAAGAGCAGCUCACGGACAGGGGAAGAAGAGCAGACCAGAUCUGGAAAAUUCUGGGUUUAAUAGGUGUUCUAGAACAAGAAAUUAGGGAGAAAUCCCCCAGCUUUGCCGAUGUUCCCGGCCGGAAAUGGGUGGCGGUAACAGGGGGGCUCGUCGGGUUGCAGAGGGUCGGGGGAGAGGAAGAGCAGGGCAUGCGGUGUAUUUGGAGUGGGAAAAGAAGUUGGAAUUGGUGUUUGAUGGCCAUAACUAUUCUGAGGAGAAAAAAGUGAAACUAGAAGCGGUGGAAUUUACUGGUUACGCUAUGGGCCCUACUAGAGGGUCCAAAAGCAUUGAGGAUUAUCACAAAGAGAUGGAAAUCGCAAUGCAUUAUGUGGAAUUAGAAGAUAUGGUGCAUAUGGCGAUGAAAGUAGAACGGCAACUCAAGCAUAAAGAAGCCACCACCAGAACUGGGCAAAAUUCAGGUUCCUCCUAUUCUUGGAAACUGAAUUGGAGCAAAAAGGAAGAAAAUUAUGCUUUUAAGCCUAAAACUCCAGCAUCUAAGUCAAAAGAAGUUAAUAGCAAUGAGAAGAGUAAAACAGAUAAUACGCAAGAAGAUGGAGAAAUUGAAACCACGAGUGAAUCUGAUGAUGAAUCUAUGCCACCAUUAGAAGAUGCUAAUGAUAGUGUGGGAUAUGCCGUUGAUGGAGAACUGCUCGUCACCAAGCAAGCUUUGAAUGUGCAAGCCAAAGAAGAUGAUGAAGUACAAUGUGACAAUAUCUUUCACAUGAAGUGCCAUGUCAAAAAUAAGGUAUGUAGUGUGAUUAUUGAUGGUGGUAGUUUUACUAAUGUAGCCAACAUUGUUUUGGUUGAAAAGCUUAAUUUACCUAUGACGAAGCAUCCAAGGCCAUAUAAGCUGCAAUAGCUAAACGAUUGUAGAGAAAUCAAGGUAAAUAAACAAGUUCUGGUUUCAUUCUCUAUUGGACGAUAUAAGAAUGAGGUACUUUGUGACGUGGUUCCUAUGCAUGCUGGAUAUUUACUUUUAGGGAGACCAUGGCUAUAUGAUAAGAGGACAGCACAUGAUGGCUUCAAAAAUCACUAUUCAUUUGGCAUGGAGGGGAAAACAAUUACUCUUGCACCAUUGAGUCCAAGGUAGGUUUAUAAAGAUCAACUAAGAGU
Molecule: messenger RNA, 1297 nt
Organism: Rubroshorea leprosula
Lineage: Eukaryota; Viridiplantae; Streptophyta; Magnoliopsida; Malvales; Dipterocarpaceae
Source: the annotation of a GenBank genome assembly